CUAAACUAAACUAGGUGCCUUCUCUUUUGCCUUCCCUUUCCAAGAUUGCUCUGUCUUUUUCAUCAAAUUCACAAAAUGGGUUCGUUUGUUUCAAGUCUUGGUAACCCAAUGGCCGAUCAAAACACCGGAACUUACUACCGGCAACUGUUCACAAGCUUCUCCGAAAACUUUAUGGCUGCCUGGCGCAACAUUUCCGACUUUCUCUCUAAAUUUGAGCUCCCCGCAGCCAUUUUCCCUAAUGACAUCUUCGUAUCCACUAUGACGGCCAUCCUUGCACUUCUGCAGCUAAAAUAUCACCAGGACGGCUCAAUGAACCCGUUUGAAUCGCACCCCAUAAUUUCCGCGCUUGCCAUUACUAGUUUGCUCCUAUAUGGCUUAGCAUACAGCACUGAAAUCAGGCUUUCAUCCCAUCCUCCUCGCUAUUCCAAGCGUUUCAUAAAUGUUGUUCGCUUCAGCCUGUUGCUCACUGGUUGCUCUUGUUUAGCUUCCAUGGCAUCAUUCCUGUUCCCUCAAUCGGAACUUGGAACAUUUCACGGAGGAUGGAGGCGCAUCCGACAGAGCUUCAUAGGCAUCUGGAGGCGCAUCACUCAAUGCUUUACUAAUCGGGCCCCAAUUCUUCCACUUUGACCACAUAGAUUGUUUGCCUA
Coffea arabica (coffee) is the source of this 647-nucleotide messenger RNA. NCBI's taxonomy places the organism in Eukaryota, Viridiplantae, Streptophyta, Magnoliopsida, Gentianales, Rubiaceae. The record is from RefSeq and is a predicted model, not a curated record.